GCUCUGCGCACUGCUCUCCGGUUUGGCCGGGCAUCAGUGUGUUUUGUCCCAAACAAAGUAGGACUCACGCCGCAGAGGCCGAAUGACACGAACAGACUGAGACGUGUUUCAGUGCUGUCUUUUGUUUGAAUAUUUUCUAUCAGUAGAUGAAGAUUAUCAGAAAUGGGUCCUGGAUAAAGUAAUCUUGUAGAAACACCGUGGACUCCGGCUGGUUUGGAGUGUGGGCAGCAGCGGCCCGCGGCCGUGAAGGAGCUUAGCAGCCGGGAGGAGCAGAAGCCAUUGUGUGUUGGGAACGGCAUUCAAUUUUCACCGAAUUGAAGCUCCGUCCCCAUCCCUUGCUAUCCUUCCUGAUUCAGUUCUGGGAGAGUUCAGACUAGGAUAAUCGCCAAGAUAGCCGGGCCAGGUAGGAAGAGGCACACCUCAGAUCCAGACCCCAGCAGCGGCAGUGAUUCCGGCGACGGGCAGCCUGUUAGUGCCAAGUGCCUGAAAAUGGCCAGCAGUGGUAGUAAUGGUGCGGCUGGUAGUGAGACAGCGGGCCGUCGUGGUGGGGCUCAACAGAGAGGAGGCAACGGUAGGGAGAACAGUUCAGACCUGUCCUCAAGUACCAGUAAGAAGAAGCAGAAGGACCGGGCCAAUCAGGAGAGUCGAGAGGCCAAGAGGGCAGCGGCUGCAGCAGUAGACGGGGUUAUUGCAGAAGUCAAGAAAGAUGUGUUUGUGGACUGGAAGCAAAAUGUCAAUGAAGUGACUGUCAGACUGCGCUGUGGGGAGGGGGUGCAAAGGAUAGAGGAUAUCAAUACAACUUUCACUGAUACACACUGCCAUGUGUGCUUCCCAGAUGGACGUGAGUGGAGAUGCCAGUUGCAGGAGGAAAUUGAGGCCUCGUGUAGCAGAGUUCAGUACAAGGAGAAGGGAGGUUUCCUGCUUGUCGUCAUGCAAAAGAAGAUUCCUUUUCACAUCUGGCCUUCACUUAAAUCGAACAAGAAGGAGAAGGAGGCAGUAACCACAGAGACCAAAAAUGACAAGGAGCCUGAGAAAGCUGUUGCCUUGGAUUCAUCAGAGAUACCCAGACUGUCAUCCUCGCAGCCUUCCCCCUCACAUGCACAGAGCGAGUCAAGGCGCAGUGGUGGCAAAGCUGUCAAGCGCUGCCUUAAAAACAAACCAGUUGGUGACAAGGCCACUACGGACUCUUUGGGAGCGAAAGGUGGAACUGGAGAGGGCUCAGCCACCACCAGCAAGCCUGUUACAGCCGCAAGAGGCGAGCAGCAGGAGCCCAGUGCUAAGCGCACCGUUGUACAGCCACCCAAGACCCCCAAGGAAGAUGCUGCCUCACCAGCAGACAGGGACACAAAAUCUGCCAAGUCUACAGUAGUAAAUGGUAAAGCUCCACACACACACCUGCCCGCUGGUCGGAGCCCACAAACACAACGCGAAGAUGGAGACAACAGAUCACAGAGACUAGAGAGUGGCCAGGAUCAGAAACCAGGAGUCCCAGUCGCUACUCCUGUCAGCCAUACCAACAAAACUCAGGUGGCAGAGAAGCAAAACCAGUCCUCUGACGGGUCAGAAGCAACAGCACAUGGCAGUGAAAGCCAAUCAGCAGCUCCCAUUAGCACCAGCGACUGCCUCAAACCUGUGAGCUCUAACAACAAAGCGAACUCUCCUGAAAUGCUGGAGGAUAAAACGGACUCUGAACCAGAGAAAAGGCCUGAUGAGCAGGAAUCAGAGCAGGAUACUCUGAUCCACCAGCAGCCUCCAUCUAGAGAAACAGAUUCAGUACCAGCUGUUGGUGUGAGUGCCAAACAAGAAGCGUCACCCAGUAUAUCCCAGAAGCAUGGCAGCUUUGAUGGAGAAGAGAAGCGGGACCAGUCGAAGGAAGAGCCUCCACUGGAAUUAAAGCAACAGGAAGCCCCAGAGCCAAUGGUCAACCUGCAAUUUAUGAAGAAUGAUUCGUAUGAGAAGGGCACAGACCUGAUGGUGGUAAAUGUUUACAUGAAGGGGAUCUGCAGGGACACAGCCAGGGUAAUCUUCAGGGAACAGGACUUCACACUCAUCUUCCAGACCAGUGAUGUUAAUUUUCUGCGGCUUCAUUCAGACUGUGGACCAAACACAGUCUUCAAGUGGCAAGUCAAACUCAGGAAUCUUAUCCAGCCUGAGCAGUGCAGCUACUCCUUCACACCGUCCCGACUGGACAUCACCCUGAAGAAGAGGCACAGCCAGCGCUGGGGGGGUCUGGAGGCCCCCGCCCCACAAGGUGCAGUGGGUGGUGCAAAAGUUGCUGUGCCCUCCAGUCCUGCCUGUUUGGAGAACAGCCAGCCUGGCAGCAGCCAGCACAGCCUACCAGCCAAGGAGGAGCCUCCGAGGGUCGGGGAGGAGAAACCCAAGGCUCCUAAGGCGUCGUCUAGAGUGGAGGAGGGCAGUCUAGAUGUGGUGGCUCCUCGUUCUGUCUCUGAGCACGUUUCCAUCACAAAGCCAGAUCCCACUGUUACCACGCCUAAACCUACCUGCAUGGUGCAGCCCAUGACCCAUGCCCCCAUUGCAAGCAAUGAGCGCCACGAAGAAGAGGAGGAGAAGAAGGUGUGCCUGCCUGGCUUCACAGGAUUGGUCAACCUAGGAAACACCUGUUUCAUGAACAGUGUCAUCCAAUCCCUGUCCAACACCAGAGAACUCAGGGAUUAUUUCCAUGAUCGAGCAUUUGAGGCAGAAAUCAACUGCAAUAACCCGCUCGGAACAGGAGGCAGGCUAGCCAUUGGCUUUGCUGUGCUGCUCAGGGCCCUUUGGAAAGGAACUCAUCAUGCCUUUCAACCCUCAAAACUCAAGGCGAUUGUGGCGAGCAAAGCCAGCCAGUUUACAGGCUACGCGCAGCAUGAUGCCCAGGAGUUCAUGGCCUUUUUGCUGGAUGGGCUUCACGAAGACUUGAACCGCAUUCAGAAUAAACCGUACACAGAGACUGUCGACUCUGACGGACAGCCGGAUGAGGUGGUGGCAGAGGAGGCAUGGCAGAGACACAAAAUGAGAAAUGACUCCUUUAUAGUGGACCUGUUUCAAGGCCAGUUCAAAUCCAAGCUUGUGUGCCCCACAUGCUCAAAGGUGUCCAUCACAUUUGACCCUUUCCUCUACCUGCCUGUGCCGUUGCCUCAGAAACAAAAGGUUCUCUCAGUUUUCUACUUUGCCAAGGAACCUCAUAAAAAACCCAUCAAGUUCUUGGUGAGUGUUAGUAAGGAGAACUCCAGCACAGUUGAAGUCCUUGAAUCCAUCUCCAGGAGUGUCCGAGUCAAAUCAGAAAACCUCAGACUGGCAGAGGUUGGGAAGAACCGCUUCCACCGCAUGUUCCUGCCGUCCCAUUCCCUGGACACGGUGUCGUCCUCUGACAUGUUGUUCUGCUUUGAGGUGCUUUCCAAAGACAUGGCCAAAGAGAGAGUCAUAUUGCUCCAAGUGCAGCAGAGACUGCAGGUCCCUAAUAUCCCCAUCUCAAAGUGUGCCGCCUGCCUGAAGCCUCCAGUGUCUGAAGAAGACAAGCUGAAGCGCUGCACUCGCUGCUACCGUGUGGGCUACUGCAAUCAAGCGUGUCAGAGGACCCACUGGCCCAAUCACAAAGCUCUGUGUCGACCAAACACUGAGAAUGUGGGCCUGCCCUUCCUGGUCAGCGUGCCAGAGUCUCGACUCUCCUAUGCCCGCCUCACACAGCUACUAGAGGGUUACUCCAGGUUCUCCGUCAACGUGUUCCAGCCUCCUUUCCAGUCAGGCAGGACGUCCCCCGAAACGUCCCAGAGCCGGGACCUUCCUCAGAUGCCAGCAGGCUCUCCCGAGGGUCCUGGGCCCGGGGCUGAAGUAAUGAGUGAUAGCUGUACUGUAGGAUCAGGGGAUCAGGAGCUGCAGAGUCCUUCCCUGCUCCCUGAAUGCCAGGGUGAGUGUGCACAGGCCUCCGCCCUCCACCCUGCAGAGUCAGAAUCCCUCUCCUCCUCCCAGACCUCACUCUCCACUACACAGACGACAGAUUCAGGAUUUUCUGAGCCAGUCUCCUCCACUUCCUGCUGCUCUCUGGACCCUCAUGCUGAAAAAGAGACGACUUGUGAGAAGGCUGUGCGGCCAGAAGCUGCAGUAACAGGGUAUCAGCAUCCAAGUGAGUCGGCUUCAGGUCAUGCAAGUCAGUUCUACAUAGCCCUGCUGGAUUCCAACAACAAGGAAUUGAGACUGGAUGAGAAAGAGGACGCUCUGGAAGCACUCCCCGAGGAUGCGACCCUGGUGCUAGUGUGGAAAAACAAUGAGCGUCUGAAGGAGUAUGUUUUGGUGAGCUCUAAGGAGUUGGAAUAUGAGGAGGACCAAGGCUCUCUGAGUGAAACAGCCAGAGCAGGACACUUCACCCUGGAGCAGUGUCUCAACCUCUUCACAAAGCCAGAGGUGCUGGCACCAGAGGAGGCAUGGUACUGUCCAAAGUGCCAGCAGCACAGAGAGGCCUCAAAACAGCUACUCCUGUGGCGUCUGCCAAACGUUCUGAUCAUCCAACUCAAACGCUUCUCCUUCAGGAGCUUCAUCUGGAGGGAUAAGAUCAAUGACAUGGUUGACUUUCCUGUCAGGAAUCUGGAUCUGAGUAAGUUCUGUAUUGGCCAGAAGGAUGAAAUGCAACAACCCCCCAUCUACGAUUUAUAUGCAGUCAUUAACCACUAUGGUGGAAUGAUAGGAGGCCACUACACAGCCUACGCUCGCCUGCCAAGUGACAAGAACAGCCAGCGCAGUGAUGUUGGCUGGCGUCUGUUUGAUGACAGCACUGUGACCAUGGUGGAGGAGUCUCAGGUGGUGACGCGUUACGCCUACGUCCUCUUCUAUCGACGGCGAAACUCCCCCGUGGAGCGACCACCUCGCUUCCUCAGGCCUGUCGGAGCCGAAUCGCCCAAUGCUGCAGGAGCUACUGCCAGCCAGGCCUCUCUAAUAUGGCGGGAACUGGAGAACGAAGAGGAGGGGCUCGACGAGAGCCCCCCUGGACUGUUCCGCUCUGUGCUGCGAAGAGGAAAAACGCUGAGGAACAGAGAUGAGAAUGAGGAAGACAGAACUGAAGGACCGAUGCGGCAGCACCGCAGGCGGAGGGUGUCGGACUAUCCUGACGAUGACUGUGUGCGAUAUUUUGUUCUGGGCACCCUGGCAGCCAUGUUUGCUCUCUUUGUCAAUUUGGUCUACCCUCUUUUGUGCAAAACCAACUGGACCUGAGAGGGGCUGGUCUGUCUGUAUAUUCCUGUGGCUUGAGUUUAGACAUAUGAAUGUGAGGAUGGUCAGAGAAGCACAUGUUCGAUAGUAAACUAAGGAAUACGCAAUUUAGCUCUAUAAAAUAAAAAAUAAAAUAUAUAUAUAUAUAUAUAUAUAUAUGUUUCUGUUUCUAUGAAUUAAAAACCCUUUAAAAUACUCUCUUUAAAGUAAGGCAGUGGGUUUAAAAUGACAGCAAUAGUUUCCCUUGUAGUUAAAGCUGCAGAACAGUGAGAUAACAGACUCACAUGUUCUGUUUGAGCUGGUCACAACUUUGCCUCUGUUACUUCGUACCACAGUUAUACUUUUUAAUGUUACAUUUUGAAAAGGGUUCUCACGUCAUGGAGCUUAAAGUUUUUUAAGGUAAAAGUUCAUUCCUGAGUUUGGAAAUCAUCGGUAGACAAGUUUCAAUGAAAAGAGAGGAGGUUUAGAGCUUUCCCCUUUUUUUAAAGUUUAGGUCAUGUUUGUGUCCGAGAAACAAUUGAUGGAGAUGCAUUGAGUGCUAAAGAUCUGAGAAAAAAGAACGUACUCUAGAGCUACAGAUGAAGCCAUUGUUGACGGCCUUCUGUUUUAAUUGCACUAAACUAUUGAGACAAAAAUAAUCAUGAGUGACUCAUUUUAAAUGUUGUAUCAUGAAACAAAUAGAAAGCUCUUUAUUUUGUGACCAAUCGUUAUGAACUUAAAUAAAAUACAAAUUGUAAUUAUCAGCCUUAACAUUUCUGUCCAGCCAACAAAGUGUGUUUUUUUAAAGGCUCUUUUCUGCAACGUGCUGUAGUACACUGUAAUUAUUGUUCAUUUCCCAUAAUGCUUUGAUUUUUGUUUUUUCUUAAAAAGUCUGGUUUAGUUUCUUAGAUUCACUGUAGACGAGUGAAGGUACUAAAAAUUAUGAAUCAAAGUCCCAUCCACCUCUGAAUGUAAAGGUUUCAGUGUGUUUCUUUAUCUUCAGAGGAAAGCAAAGACAAAGGUUGAUGAUUGUGGACAGUUUUGGAUCUCUACGUUUUUACAAGUUGUUGAUGAUUUUCUUGUUUGAUGAGCAUGAUCUAAAACAUGAUGUUUCACUCUUUUUGAAGUCCUUCCGUGUCCAAGCUGUCCACAGAUCAGUUCUUUACUCUGCUGCUGUGAUUGUGAGUGCUUGUUGGUCUCAGGGAAAUCUUAGUGCUCUUCUUCUAUGGAGGCAGUGUCCAGUGUCCUACGGUUGCCUUAAAUGCCUAGCAUCACUUGGAGUACUUUCAGACUGUGUAAACUUGAUGCAAAUUUAUGCAAACGCUCAAUCUGUGUAGAUGUACAAUUCUUUGUGAAAUACAGUUUUUGUUAAACGUACACUAAUUCAAAGUCUCCCAGGGCGCAACUUUAAAAAAGGCUGUUGAGUUUUCAGCACACACUCUGCAGAUUGAGUUCUCUAAAUGCUGUUGUGUUUUGAUUGGAUGACCUGAAUUGAUGAUGUCAUUAAGUGUGAGUGUCUCCUGUCUGCCGUAAAAUGUCGAUUGAAAAGAAUAAUGGAGGCCAGGGUUGGCUAAUGGUUGAAAAAAAAUCAAGUACUGUAUUUAAAAGAAAAAAUGAUAACCUAUGAUAAGUCUCUGCAAUAAUGUCUGUAGAAACCUCCAUCUAAAUGCUGCUUUCUAAUAUAUAGCAAUGUACUCCUUUUGGAAAUAAAAUCUCCAUCCCUUUA
Messenger RNA from Labrus bergylta (ballan wrasse), 6904 nucleotides. RefSeq names its product ubiquitin specific peptidase 19 (gene usp19). Gene Ontology annotation, molecular function: cysteine-type deubiquitinase activity. NCBI's taxonomy places the organism in Eukaryota, Metazoa, Chordata, Actinopteri, Labriformes, Labridae. Gene Ontology annotation, biological process: protein deubiquitination. The record is from RefSeq and is a predicted model, not a curated record.